AGAGGUUUCUGUUUCCUGCUUCUCCGAUUGUGUUGUGAAUUGUUCAUCUCUUGAUUCGAUUCAGCAUUUGAGUUUUUUCUUCUCCAUCUCCGGAAAUUCGCGUCUUCAAUAGCUCAACAAGGGGACUUCCUAGCCAAUGCAUGUCUGUUGCUCUCUCUCGAUGUGGUGAGGAACUUGGUUUUGGUUUUGUUGUAAAUGUAACUAAGCAGGCUAACAUGGAAAAGUGCCUGGGUAAUUUUGAAGCUACUGUUACUACGUACAGAGAAGCUCCGAAUAAAACGCUAGUUGGAAAAGAAAAUUUAGAAACCACCGAACUGCUGUAUGUUCAUUUUUCUCGCCUCAAGUACAUGAUUACAAAUAGUGCUUAUGAUGCAGUUCAGAUUCUGAUAGAAGGCAAUGAGAAAGUUCAUCACUGCAAACUACUUCUUGAGUUGGAUACAGUACCUGUCACUGGUGCCGUGUCAUGGAAGUUGGGUCAUUUGAAGAUGAAGAAGUGGCAAAACUCAUGAACGAUUCGUUCGCUAGUAUCAAGGUAAACACACUCUUAACAUCAUAGGAGCAUUUGGUUCGAUCCCGAAUACGUUUCUACAAGAACAUUCACCAAGAAAAGCGAUGUUUAUAGCUUUUGGGUUUUACUCUUUGAGCUUAGAGCUGGAAGAAAUCCUCAACAAGGUC
Molecule: messenger RNA, 675 nt
Organism: Arabidopsis arenosa
Lineage: Eukaryota; Viridiplantae; Streptophyta; Magnoliopsida; Brassicales; Brassicaceae
Source: the annotation of a GenBank genome assembly